Molecule: messenger RNA, 1203 nt
Organism: Puma concolor (puma)
Lineage: Eukaryota; Metazoa; Chordata; Mammalia; Carnivora; Felidae
Source: RefSeq, a predicted model, not a curated record
CGCUGUGGGCCCGCCGGGCGGCCCCACAGAGCCGCCAUAGCAGCCCGCCUACCUCGUCUUAACGUCUCCGCUGUCGGCUCCGCGCCGCCGCCAUGGCCGACGUGGAAGACGGAGAGGAACCCUGCGCCCUGUCCUCUCACUCCGGGAGCGCAGGCUCCAAGUCAGGAGGCGACAAAAUGUUCUCUCUCAAGAAGUGGAACGCGGUGGCCAUGUGGAGCUGGGACGUGGAGUGCGAUACGUGCGCCAUCUGCAGGGUCCAGGUGAUGGUGGUCUGGGGAGAAUGUAAUCAUUCCUUCCACAACUGCUGCAUGUCCCUGUGGGUGAAACAGAACAAUCGCUGCCCUCUCUGCCAGCAGGAUUGGGUGGUCCAAAGAAUCGGCAAAUGAGAGUGGAGGCUUUCUUAGUGCAUUUGUUUGGAGCCCUGGUGGAUCUUGUUAUCAAGUGCCCUACAAAGGCCAGAACACUCCAGGGAACUAAUUCUUCAAAUAGGAGGAGAUGGCUCUGUGGUCCUUUGGUACUCAUCAAAGGCAUGGCUUAGCAUUUUGUUUUAUUUUCAGAAAUUCUCUACAAUUAAGAAGAUAAUUUAUUAAAGAUGGUCUUUCCUACCUCUGUGGUAUGUAUCCCACACACUGCUUAGAAGUGCUUUAAAGGAGGAGAGAGCUACAAAUUUAAUGACUUUAUAAUUUGCUUAUUGGUAUCCUGGGGGUUGUGGAAGUAGUUCCAUUCAGAAGAGAACUUGUUGCAUGCUUAUAGUUGAUCAGUUAAAAAAAAAAAAAGACAAUGUUACAGAAACAAAUAAAGUGCAGUUUAAAACCCAACUCUUAUCCUUAAUUUGUUCCUCAUAUUUAUUUUUGGCUGGGAGGGGGUGAUUCAUGAAGUCUUUGUAUGAUAUAAUGAAAAUUUUAAGUUUGGACCAAUGAACAGGGUAAAUAAAAUUUAAUCUUCAGGCAUAUGGAAUUGUGGUUGUCUUUUAGGCUAUUAUCCUCUAUCUUUGGUUCAUCAAGAAAACCUAAAUCUGCACUCACCUCACUGUCCAAGCAUUGAAUGGUAAAGAACAGAAGUAUUUGUUCUGGUCAGAUUAUGUUGUAAUUUAACUGUUUUAGGUGGAAUGUUAAUGAGGGGAAAAUGUUUACCACUGUAGCACUGGGUCAAAAAGUUUAUUUUAUUACACAGUGUUUUAAUAAAUGGUUUAUUCUGUUUACU